Molecule: messenger RNA, 354 nt
Organism: Carlito syrichta (Philippine tarsier)
Lineage: Eukaryota; Metazoa; Chordata; Mammalia; Primates; Tarsiidae
Product: V-set pre-B cell surrogate light chain 1
Exons: 2
Coding region: 1-354 (117 amino acids)
Biological process (GO): immune response; immunoglobulin production
Source: RefSeq, a predicted model, not a curated record
AUGGCCUGGACCCCUUCCCUGCUCACCCUCCUCACUCUCUGCACAGGUUCUGUGACCUCCUCUGUGCUGACUCAAGUGUCUGCGGUGUCUGUGACCUUGGGACAGACAGCGAAGAUUACCUGCCAGGAUGAUAUCCUAGAAAUACUUAAUGCAAACUGGUACCAGCAGAAGCCAGGCCAGGCCCCUGUGCUGAUCAUCUAUGAUAGCAGUGACCGGCCUUCAGGGAUCCCUGAGCGAUUCUCUGGCUCCAAAUCAGGGAACACGGCCACCCUGACCAUUAGCAUGGCCCAGGCCGAGGACGAGGCUGACUAUUACUGUCAGAUAUUGGACAUUAAUACUAGUUAUUCACAGUGA